Penicillium paradoxum is the source of this 2262-nucleotide messenger RNA. RefSeq names its product glycosyltransferase family 2 protein. The transcript has 3 exons. Lineage: Eukaryota; Fungi; Ascomycota; Eurotiomycetes; Eurotiales; Aspergillaceae. Bases 1 to 2262 code for a protein of 753 amino acids. The record is from RefSeq and is a predicted model, not a curated record.
AUGGACAGACGCCAUGGUCACGAUGAUCAGGACGAAAAGGUCGAGUUGAAUACCUAUCGAGCCUAUCAUCCGAACCAUAGCUUUGAACAGCCAGAGACUAUUUCUCCCUCUCCAAUCUCUCCGAGACCUCUCACUCCGAUCAGACCGGGCCAUUUCCCUACGGACGACUACGGCCAACCCGUUUGGCUCCAACCCACCGCUCACAUGUCGGGUCACUCAGAUUCCUAUUCCAACACGCCUUGGGAGGCUCGAACGCCGUAUGACUCGCGGUCGGCGUCACCAAGUCUGUACCAAAACAACGCCGUCCAGGAAAGUCACCAGAGUCUUGCCCCUCUAGUGAGCUCGCCUGUGUCGCCAGGAUUUGAGAAGGAUUGGGUCAAGUCUGGAUCAAUUGCUCGCAUUCAUGACCGCGAUGAUGUGGACACAUGGAAAGGAUGGAAGAGAUGGGUAUUUGCCCUGGUUCCAUUCCUCACCUUUGCCAACACCGGUAUUUACCUGUUCUAUCUUGGGCUGAGAAUUGCCUGCAUCAUUAUGGCUCAGAAUAUUGCUGGAGUCUCAUAUGCUGGAGCGUGGGUCUUUGUGGCUAUUGAAAUUGCCGUUGCGAUCCCCUCCCUCAUGCACAACUGCUGGACCAUGAUGGCCUUGAAGAAGAGAGGCCGUGCCAAGCUGAGAUUGACGGGUGGUGAAUGUCCUACAGUGGAUGUGUUCAUCACUUGCUGCGGAGAGGAUGACGAAGUCGUUCUCGAUACCGUCCGGGGUGCGUGUGACCAGGACUACCCUCGCGAUAGGAUGAGGGUAAUCAUUUUGGACGACGCCAAGUCUGCCACUCUUGAGGCCGCUUGUGAGCAACUCGCAAUGAACUAUCCCAACAUCAUCUACAUGGCUCGUGAAAAGAUCCCCGGAAAGCCCCACCACUUCAAGGCCGGCAAUCUCAACUACGGUUUGGAGCAGGUCAAUCUCUUGCCUGGAGGUGCUGGCCAGUUCAUGGCCGCAUUGGACGCCGACAUGAUUCCCGAACAAGAAUGGCUUCGCGCUAUCCUUCCCCACUUGCUGGUGGAUCCCAAGAUGGCCCUUGCGUGUCCGCCGCAACUUUUCUACAACACCCCUGCGUCGGACCCGCUGGCACAAAGUCUGGAUUUCUUUGUGCAUGUUAUUGAGCCGAUCAAAGAUGCGCUAGGUGUGGCCUGGUGCACUGGAUCUGGUUACGUUGUUCGACGCGAGGCACUGGAAGAGAUCGGCAACUUCCCACUUGGAUCCCUGGCUGAGGAUGUCGCAACAUCGACUCUGAUGCUUGGAAAGGGAUGGAAAACUGCGUACAUCCACGAGCCUCUGCAGUUUGGUACCGUGCCAGAAGACUUUGGUGGCCAUCUCAAACAGCGUACACGAUGGGCUAUUGGAACCGUCGACACGGCUGCCAAGCUGAAGUUCUGUCUUUGGGGCGAUGCUGUCAAACAGAUGACUGUCGCUCAGCGUUUCUCUGGUUUCCUGUAUGCAACUCUUAGUGUCUAUACUCUCCUGUUGACCGCUUCCCUCUUCGCCAUCCCCAUCAUCCUCUUGUGGGGUAAGCGUCUGGUUGCCUUUGCGACAGAAGAACAACUCCGCUGGCUGAUUUGGGCCUGCUUCGCCGCCACCAUCUCCAACCGUCUUUGUGAAAUGGCCCUCUUCAUCCCGGCCGGCUAUCACACCGGUCAACGAGGCUCCCGUUACCAACUUUGGAUGUCUCCUUACAUCGCUCUGUGCAUUGUGCGCGCCUUCCUGCUGCCUACCUGGUUGGGCGGCCAAGCCCAGGCCUUCAAGCCCACCGGUUCUCUCGGCUCCGCCCUAAAUGAGCGCGACCCAAAGAAAUCGAAAAACAUGUUCGUUCGCCUGCGUGUGAUUCUGCUCAAUUAUAUGGCCAGCUUCCACCUUGCCUUCGUCUAUGCCACCCUCAUUGGCGUCGUCAUCUCCUCGUACCGCUGCUUCUCCCAGAACUCUGGCUUCCAUGAUAUUAUCCUCUGUCUUAUCACGCACGCCUUCUGGCCCCCUCUUACCUUCCUCUACAUCUGCACUUCUCUGUGGACUCCCAUCUCCUAUGCCAUCGACCCACCCAUCAUGCCGGAACGUGAAGAGCUCCUCGUCCGCGACCCCAAGACUGGCGUUGCGCACCCGACCAAGCAGAGUAAGAAAAUCGCGUUUGGUGGCCAGGCUGCUUGGUUCGAACUUGAGUAUAUGGUCGCUACCGUUGUGACCAUUCUGGUGUUUAUCUACUCGUUCCUGUUCUAA